CCGGCACCGUAUUACCGUCUUUGGGUUUGUGAACGUCUUGGUUUUGUCCUCAUGGUCGUCUUCUCCUUUUUUUAAAUCUUAAAUGAUUCUCGGUGUGCAGAGUUGGAGCGCAGGGAGCCAGCUUUUUAUCUGGAAGCCUUCCCUAAAUCGAAACCCAAAUCCUGGAUUGCAGCCCUGCUAGAGGCAAAACUCCGAAGGUCUGCUGCGGGGAGAAAUCCACCCGCCGGAUCGGCUCGUGAUGGAAAUCAAGGAAGUCGAACCUCGAGGCGUCCCGGAGGCUGACACACCGCAGGCAGGCGCAGUGAUGAUUCCAAAACUUCCUAGGCUGGAGUUCAGCCUCGCCUGCAGAGAACUCGCGGCGCCCGCCCGAGAGAGGAAACCCAACGCGGUCGUGUACGCGUCUGUGGUGAGCGAGCAGCAGAGGAGCGCGACGACGUACUCCAGCACUGAAGUUGUGGAGGGAACAAGAGACCCUCUUUUCUUGACUGGUGUGUCAUUCCCCCCGGAUUACCCCAUUGGUGAGGAAACCCGACUGAAGCUGUCCGUCUACGAUGUCAGGGAGAAGUCACAGGAGACGAGGACGUUUCUGGGCUGUGCGACGUUCUCAGUAGACGACCUGGUGAAAUCCAAGGAGCAGCAGUUAACGCUUAGCCUCAGAAGCCCCGAUGGUACGAACAGAGCGGGCACCAUAGUGGUGAACUGUCUGAAGAUGGGGGAGAUAGAGGAUGGAGAUGUCGAGCAAAUCUCCACAGAAGCCCAGGAACACAAGCACCCCCCGAUAUGCGGGUCGACGUCACUUCAAGGAUUCAAGGACAGGGACGGUGGCCCCUUGAUGAACGCAGUUUUUAAAAACCCCGUGUGCAAAGUGUACAGAUUUCAGACAGCAGAUGGCCAGUGGAUGUUUAUUCGGGAGCUGAUGGCAGAAUGCACUUUAUCCUUCAACAUCCCCAAGCAGCUGAUUAACCUCUUUAUACAGGAGGAUAUGCAGAGGAUACAAGACCUGAAGGAGAUGGGGGAGCUGUCGCCACACUGGGAGAAUCUCCGCAAGGACAUGUUGGGCCAGUAUGGCCAGGUUAUCAGCUGCUACCAUGACAUCCUGACCGAACUGAACAAGAUAACAGGACCGAACUUUAAGCCAAGCUGCAGUAAAGGAGAGAAAUAUUUAGAAUUCAUCCCCAUUAAUCUUCACACUCAGAGGAUGAGAGUCCAGUGUCCCAGGACAAAAGAUGCAGCUUACGAUAUCAUCACCGUUGGAGCCCCUGCAGCACACUUUCAGGGAUUUAAAAAUGGAGGUCUGCAACGGCUGAUGGCGAGAUUUGAAUCCGACAAGAAAACCUUCAACACGACGUACCAGUGCAUCUACUACACCCCGGAGAAUACCGCCAAGGCCAAGGAGGUGCUGAGUGACAUCGGCCUGCUGCAGCCCCUCAUCUCCAGCCUGGCCGACCAGCUGCUCCAGAGUGCCGAGCAGCGCUGCUCAAGCCGUCUCACCGAGACAUUGAAGGCCAUGUCUGACAAAACAGAGCAAUUUGUACACGUGCUGAAAGAUGAACUGGUCAAGAACGCACUGCUGGCCCUCUACACCGCCCGACCUGGCUAUGUCUCCAAAGGAAAUUCGCCCGUGUGCAACAACAUCAGCGCAAAUCAGACUUCGCCCAAGGAGCGGUGCCAGUCAACGCUGAAGCGCCAAGACUCCAUCCCCCAGCAUUCAGAAUAUGAUGAUGAAGAAUGGGACCGGGUUUGGGUGAACGUGGCUCAGAGCUUAAACUGCAUCAUCGCCCUGGUAGACAGACUAAUGGAGCACGAGAAGAAGGAACAGGACUGUGAAUCAACUGACCCUCCACCAGAAGACCCUGUCGUCUCCCAUAAUAACGCCGACUGGCAUGAACAGCUGUACCCGCUGGUGGUCACCCUAAAGGAGUGCAUCCAGGAAGUUGUCGAGAGAGCCAAGAAGUCCAUGGCGUUUGUUCUUCUUCAGGAAUCUGCUUGCAACCUACCUCAGGGCCUCCUGCUCAAGCAGAGGAAGGACUUUGUCUUCAGCCAGGCGCUUUCUGCCUUGGCCUGUGGGUUCGUCAUGAAACUGUACGCCGGCCUGGACGACAAAGGCUUCUUGCAGCAGCUGCACACGGUUGGCAUCAUCGGGCAGUUUGAAAGUCUCCUCAGUACUUACAGUGAAGAGAUUGGAAUGCUGGAGGACAUGGUGGUUGGCAUUUCAGACUUGCGAAGGGUGACAUUUAGAAUCGCGGAAGCCAAAUCUGAUGAGCCCAACGAGCUGCAGCCGGUUGUCACCGGAAGGCGGGACCAUUACACCGUCCAAGUGCCGUUACCUCGAGAGGCUUUCGAGUCGUUACCUGAGGAGAUCAAGGAAGGCGGCCCCUUACACGUGCACCCGGUGCUCUUUAACGUGGGCAUCAAUCAGCAGCAGACACUCGCCGAGAGGUUUGGCGACAUCUCUCUACAAGAAAAAAUUAAUCAAGAAAACUAUGAAAUUUUAAAAGAAUAUUACAGGUUAUUAAGUGAAAAGGUGCCAGCAGAAUGUUUACCACAGUUUCAUGUACAGACAGAAGUCAAAGAAUUACUUGAAACCCUUUAUCAGAAUAUCCACUUGAAGAAGAGGAAGAAUGUGGAGAUCCUAUGGCUGGCUGCAACGAUCUGCCGGAGACUGAACGGGAUCCGCUUUACCAGCUGUAAAAGUGCCAAAGACAGAACGUCGAUGUCGGUGACGCUGGAGCAGUGCACCCUGCUGAGAGACGAGCACAACCUGCACCGGGACCACUUCAUCCGCGCCCUCGACUGCAUGCGCAGAGAAGGAUGCCGGAUUGAGAACGUGCAGAAGAACAUAAAAUGCAGAAAGUACGCCUUCAACAUGCUGCAGCUGAUGGCCUUUCCAAAGUACUACCGGCCCCCGGAGGGGACCUACGGCAAGGUGGACUCUUGAUGGGACGCCCGGUCUCCCAGAUGGCACUUUUCUUUUCUCUGCCUGGCAGGCGAGUGUAAAUGGACGUCAAGUGUUCGACACCAGUGGACGCCCCAAGGGAGAGCCGGGGGGCAACUGUGGGUUAUUUGCUUGAGGAAAAGGCAAACCGAGGGGGUCACGUGAUGUUUGCCGUUGCCUUUUUGGCCUCCCUGUUUUUUUAUGAACGUUUUGUACAGUGGAAGUGUUGUUAUUUAAAACAGAAAUGUCAGCGGUGUGGUUGGCUUUUCGUGACGCUAACUGACAGAUCCAGGGCCGCUGCCACCUUGUGUGACAGUCCACGUCAUUAGUGCAUUGUGCCAAGCUGGACGUCUGCUUUAUUGAAGGUUGUCGGUGGCGGAGGACGUCUUACAAUUCCAAUUUGUGAUGUUGUCACAAUGUCACAUCUCAGUGUGACUCAUGGUAACUGUUGAUAGAUGGUUUAAAAGAAUUUCAAUAACUUUCAAUAAACUUCGUCCCCACUGAACGGUACACACCUUACAUAGCAUGGCGUUAGAUAGUCGGCACAACGUUUUAGAAGUUCAGGUUCUAAUCCACCACGUCGUCACAUCCCAGUUUGACCCGUCAUCUCUUUCAGCAGACUGUUAAAAUAAUUUCGAUACAUUUUUUUUCGCUGGACAUAUUUAACAUGUCCUUCCAAUGCGUUUAAGGAAAUAAAAGAAAUUAAUAGAUAAACGACAGACAAUCCCUUAGAU
Molecule: messenger RNA, 3669 nt
Organism: Erpetoichthys calabaricus (reedfish)
Lineage: Eukaryota; Metazoa; Chordata; Cladistia; Polypteriformes; Polypteridae
Gene: inpp4b
Product: inositol polyphosphate-4-phosphatase type II B
Exons: 22
Coding region: 239-2938 (899 amino acids)
Cellular component (GO): cytoplasm
Molecular function (GO): phosphatidylinositol-3,4-bisphosphate 4-phosphatase activity
Source: RefSeq, a predicted model, not a curated record